Messenger RNA from Trichophyton benhamiae CBS 112371, 1740 nucleotides. RefSeq lists its product as uncharacterized. The record is from RefSeq and is a predicted model, not a curated record. Bases 1 to 1740 code for a protein of 579 amino acids. NCBI's taxonomy places the organism in Eukaryota, Fungi, Ascomycota, Eurotiomycetes, Onygenales, Arthrodermataceae. The transcript has a single exon.
AUGCAGUAUAUAACUAUCGACAGCUGCUUCGACCAUGGCCAUAUCUCAUCUUGGGCUCGAUCUUCCAUCACCCUGUGCUGCUCGCACCGGCCGGACGCCAUGGACUUCUUUACCCGCUUCUACACAGCGUACAGCCGUCCCGUCAAGGUUGCGAUCUCUAUAUCCCUCGCGCUGGUGAUCCUGUUCGCCUACAUUCUCCUGAUAGUCCUCUUUACAAGCCCUCAAGCCUUGCACAUCGAUUCUCUCCUCUAUGUAGGGGACAAUCCGGCCAGUCGCACAAGAUUCACACCACAGGUCGCCGUCGCCCUUCUGUCGGCGAUCCUCACAGGCGCCACGAUUGCGCUGGCCACUCGCUGCGUGGAUGAAUCGCUCUGGAACCACCUCACGCCCUCGACGGCGGCGGAUCGAAUCACGGCUGCGGAGAGCCGCAACCUCGCGCUGUGGUCUGUCUCUGCCGUAGCGCGCAUCCGCUACCUGUUUGUCGGAGGAUCGUGGGCGCUCCGUCUCAGCGCUGUGCUGCUGCUAGCUGGCGUCGCUGUGAACCCCAUCCUCGUGAGUGGCAUUUCGCAGACACCCGACUUGACUUUCGAGACGGCUUUCCAGCCCCGGAAUAGGAGCUACAACGACUUCAGCGGCUUCUUGGAUGAUGUGAAUACCUGGUAUGCCUCGGGGACAACUCGCGAUCUCCUGGGUGAAGCUGCAUUCCUCACCUCCCUCCAUUCGCUUAAUGCUCCCGCUGCGCAUGUCUGCAAUACCCCCCUGUGCAGGGCAAAUGCCCGUAUGGCUGGAUUCCAAGCGAGCUGCACGUCUGACGAGAUCCCAAACCCGGAUCGAAUCGGCCUCAAGCCCAGCAGUUUUAGGAACAUACGCAGGCAGCUUUUCUGUAGCCCAAAACGCAGUUCCCGAGAUCGGGACGUCUGCGUCGACCUGGAGUCAAGCGACCCUGAGACAGCCGCCAUGUUCACCAACCAGCGCGCCACCGAGACAGAUGGCGACUUCACCACCGUAUUCGGUGCUUACGUUUAUAACUGGUAUACCGGGCAAGCGGAGCGCUCCAUCUACACAGUGGACUGCCGCGUCCGUUAUGGGUGGGUGAACGUGACGCAGGUUGGAUCCAAUCCCCCCGAAGUGAUACGCUCCAGUUUCCAAGUCGUUGGUCAAGACGAGCUGCCGCGCAGCGCAGGCUACCUCCCCCGUAUCUAUGGUGGCGAUCUUCUGGAAUCGAGUCCCUGGAAUUUCUCCGGCGGCGCAUAUGGUGCUAACGGAGAGAAAAUUGUUAAAUACCCUAUUGGUGUCGCGCUCCUUGGAUGGAAAGAAACCGCAGAUGGGCCAACAGUCGCACAACGCAUCGAACGUGCAUGGGAUAUGAACAAUAUCUUCGCGUUCGGGAGGUCAAUCGACAGAAUCGACCUCUCCACGACAAUAGAGACCAGAGUGAACAAAUACGUCUACAACAAACUCGCACUCUUCAUCCUUAUAGUUCCGUUCCUGGCUUCCAUCUUUGGUGUAUGGAACCGAUGGCAUGUACUGAGUGACGAGCUGAUGCUGGGAUACGAUCCUGUUCGAAUUGUGAGGUGUGGUCCUUUGUAUGGAGUAGAUCCAUCCACUACCGGGGAAGAGCUGGAUAAGAUGGUGGUGGCAAGAUAUAUGCAGGCUGAUAUGGACGGGGAGCAGAGAUAUCAGUUCGUUGCCAGCAGUGUUGAAUUUGUUGCUGAGCCGAGGACACCGAAACAUGGAUAG